ACAAAUUCCAAAAAUGUCAAAAAUAUCGGCCAAGAUGGUUGAAGAUUCUAUUACAGCACCAAACACUAUCACCAACAAGUUCACGAGCACCUUAUUUUCUUUCCUCCAGCUGGGCACCUUCGUUGUUAAAAGCCUUUAUCUUUUUCUCAGGAUUCACAGGUCCCCAGUCAGUCCUGAAACAAGAGGUAUAUAAUGAAAACCAGACCUAAAAAGAAUUACUAACUCAAGCUUACGUUAUUUUGCGACAAC
Molecule: messenger RNA, 249 nt
Organism: Acanthoscelides obtectus
Lineage: Eukaryota; Metazoa; Arthropoda; Insecta; Coleoptera; Chrysomelidae
Source: the annotation of a GenBank genome assembly